CAAAUGGCUGCGGCCGCUCAGGACUCACGUGUGAGUGCGGGAAAAAAGCUGAAAAACUCUCUAAAGAAGAAGAAGAAGAUGAAAAUGGUAGCCAGGGCCGCAUCACGCCACCUGGAAGAUGCAGAUAAAGACGCUGCCGACGGAGGAGAGAGCGGUGGAGUGGAAGAGGACGACUUGUCCGAUGAUGAAGCAAUAGAAGCUGACAAUGAGGAGGAUGUUGAACCCUGUGACAAAGAAAGUGAAAAUGAUGCUGCAUCUAGUGUUGGGACAAACACAGGCUGGGCAGAUGCCAUGGCUAAAAUUCUUAACAGAAAGACUCCUACAAGUAAGCCCACCAUUCUGAUCAAAAGUAAAGAGCUGGAAAAGGAGAAAGAAAAGCUAAAGCAAGAGAGACUCGAGAAACGAAAACAGGCUGCUCAUUGGAAAAUGAUCCGGAUGAGAGUCUUCCAGCCUUCCGAAACCCAGGGUGUGGUGCAAUUAUUUAAUGCUGUUCAGAAGCAUCAAAAGAAUGUUGAUGAAAAAGUGAAAGAAGCUGGAGGCUCUAUUAGAAAGCGUGCCAAGUUGAUAUCAACUGUCUCUAAGAAAGAUUUCAUCAGCGUUCUUAGAGGAAUGGAUGGAAAUACAAGUGAGAAGAACUCAAAAGCCAAACAGACUGAAGUGAAAUCAGAAGAGAGUCCAGGAUGGAACAUCCUGCGAGACGAUUUCAUGCUGGGAGCAUCUAUGAAAGACUGGGACAAGGAAAGCGAGGGAUCGGAUGGCAGCUGACCGGCAUCUGCACGUGAAACUGGCACGUGGCGUUAGAAAGGCCAGAACACAUGGAAUUGUUCUCUUUCCUAGAAAAGUGUUUCAUGCUCUGCAAGUUGAGAACUUGUAAGAAUACCAUUUAUAAGAAAACCUAGACGUUUUAUUAACUUUAGUUAUUUCCUGUUUUUACAUUAAACUUUGUGUACUAAAAUAUCAACGAUAUUUCACCAGUGUCAUUACAAGUUUACGUAUUGGUAAUGGGCAUCGGUGUAUUGUUUGGAUAUCACCAUUGUUUCUAGAAAUGACAAUACCAAUUCAUAAUUAAAGUGACGUAUUUAAAGUUA
Molecule: messenger RNA, 1088 nt
Organism: Echinops telfairi (small Madagascar hedgehog)
Lineage: Eukaryota; Metazoa; Chordata; Mammalia; Afrosoricida; Tenrecidae
Product: RRP15-like protein
Exons: 5
Coding region: 4-765 (253 amino acids)
Biological process (GO): maturation of 5.8S rRNA; maturation of LSU-rRNA
Cellular component (GO): preribosome, large subunit precursor
Source: RefSeq, a predicted model, not a curated record